AUUCCAUCAAAUACUUUGCCAUUUUGCACCCAUUCUUCUCCAUUCAGUUUCUUUCUUCCAAUUUCUCUCUUUCUCUCUCAUGGCCCACCUCCUCCAGAUCGCUGUCGUCCUCGGCCUCCUCGUCGCCCUCUCCGCCACCACCGCUUCCGCUCGCCCCUGUCGGACCUUCGUCAUAUCCUCUUACACGUUCGCCCUUCCUUCCUCCGACGAUCCCUCCCUUCCUUCCACCGCUACACUCACCACCUUCACCGAGAUCCGCUCCUUCCGCCCUUUCCCCUCCGAGAUCUUCUUCGACCGCGCCGUCGAGGACUCCUCCGCCGCCGUCGAUAUUGACAGCAGCCCUCGCCUCGCCGCACCCUUCGGAUUCUCCUCCGAAGAAUUCAGCUCCCUCCGUGAUCGCACCAAGGACAUCCUCUCCGUCGUCGUCGCCCUCCUCUUCGGCGUCGGCUGCGGCGCCCUCACCGCUGCCACCAUGUACCUUGUCUGGUCCAUGUUCUCAAGCCGUUACGAGUACCGGUACGAAGAUUACCUCGAUGAUGACGAAGAAGAAGAUAAGAUCGAGAGCCCUAAGAAGUUAGGGUACGUGCAGAUUCCGGCCGGGGAGACGAAUGGUCUGGCGAAGAAUGCGGUAUGAGAGUAUAUAUUUAAAACCUUGUGGUUGAAUUAGGGGUUAUGUGGCCCAUUUGUGGAUUGUUUAUUAUAAUCGAAUUAUAGUGGAGAUUGAUAAGAAGAAAGAAAUUGAUUAUGCUGUGUUUGUAAUUUGUUAAUUACGUGUUUAAUUCACCGUCUCCGCUUAUGGGUUACGAUUCGCGUACUUUGCACUGAAAUGUGUUCUGUUAUUGUUAUAAAUGUUAAGUGUUAAUUAUGUUUAUAUAUUUGCUAUAUCGGUAAUUAGCAAAUUG
Arachis ipaensis is the source of this 902-nucleotide messenger RNA. RefSeq lists its product as uncharacterized. NCBI's taxonomy places the organism in Eukaryota, Viridiplantae, Streptophyta, Magnoliopsida, Fabales, Fabaceae. The record is from RefSeq and is a predicted model, not a curated record.